Messenger RNA from Eupeodes corollae, 1017 nucleotides. Its product is annotated as cyclin-dependent kinase 20. Bases 82 to 969 code for a protein of 295 amino acids. The record is from RefSeq and is a predicted model, not a curated record. Lineage: Eukaryota; Metazoa; Arthropoda; Insecta; Diptera; Syrphidae. Gene Ontology annotation, biological process: protein phosphorylation. The transcript is spliced from 6 exons. Gene Ontology annotation, cellular component: nucleus. Gene Ontology annotation, molecular function: ATP binding; cyclin-dependent protein serine/threonine kinase activity.
UAAAACCUAUUAAAAGUCCUUAGUAUAUCAAAAUAAAAGUUCAAUUAAAAACUAUUAUCCUUUCUUGUUUAUAUUAAUUUAAUGGAAGAAUAUACACCAAGUCGUUAUAAGAUUCAGGAAAAAAUUGGCGAAGGUGUUCACGGCUAUGUUUUCAAAGCUAUUGAUUUGCAUGCAAAUAAAAUUGUUGCAAUCAAAAAGGUUGCACUCAAAAAUAAAUUUGGAAAUAUAUCCUUGAACACUUUGAGAGAAAUAAAAGUAUUGCAAAUGUGUAAAAAUGAUUAUAUUUUAUCCUUGAACGAUAUCUUUCCUGACUUAAUUGGUUUGUCAUUGGUGUUGGAUUUUAUGCCGGAAACUCUGUAUAGUAAAUUAAAGAAUGAUUUGAACCCUUUGAGCCGCCAGCAGGUUAGGAAAUUUUCUCUAAUGAUGUUGAAGGGAAUAGAGUAUUUGCAUGGAAUGGGCAUUAUGCAUAGAGAUAUAAAACCUGCAAAUCUUUUGAUAAGUGAAAACGAAAUAUUAAAAAUUGCGGACUUUGGCUUGGCCCGAUUAUACUUUCCCGAUGAAGAAAACAAGCUUUACUCUCCACAAGUCUCCACUAGAUGGUAUAGGGCUCCAGAAAUCCUCUGGGGUGGUCAGGAGUAUGGACCAGCUGUUGAUAUGUGGGCAGCUGGAUGUGUUAUUGCUGAAAUGCUAAGAGGUGUUCCACUUUUUGCGGGCACAACUGAUAUUGAACAAUUGGCUCUUGUGAUACGAACUCUCGGAACUCCCCGGCAAAGCGAGUGGCCUGAGCUACAAACAUUACCAGACUUUAAUAAAAUAAGAUUUCCAAACGCUGUUGGAAUUCAUUGGGAUAAUUUAUUUCCAAGUUGCACACGAAGUAUUGAAGUGAAUCUUGUAUCCAAUUUAGUUAUUUACAAUCCAAGAAACAGGUUGACAGCUUCUGAGGCUGUUCGUCAUGAUUACUUUUGUUGAAAUAAGUUGGAAAAUUCUUCUUGGAAAUUAUAUAACUUUUUUAAACAA